Messenger RNA from Morus notabilis, 2202 nucleotides. RefSeq names its product AP2-like ethylene-responsive transcription factor BBM1. Gene Ontology annotation, molecular function: DNA-binding transcription factor activity; DNA binding. Gene Ontology annotation, biological process: regulation of DNA-templated transcription. Lineage: Eukaryota; Viridiplantae; Streptophyta; Magnoliopsida; Rosales; Moraceae. Bases 1 to 2202 code for a protein of 733 amino acids. The transcript is spliced from 8 exons. The record is from RefSeq and is a predicted model, not a curated record.
AUGGCUUCCAUGAACUGGCUGGGCUUUUCUCUUUCCCCUCAAGAACUCCCUGCAUCAAACCCUCAUCAUCACCAUGAUCAAGAUCACUCUGCUCAGUCCACAGUAGUCUCACGCCUUGGCUUCAACUCCGAUGAAAUCUCCGGUAACGAUGUCUCCGGCGAGUGCUUCGAUCUCACUUCCGACUCCACUGCUCCUUCCCUAAACCAUCUCCCUCCCCCUUUUGGCAUACUUGAAGCCUUCAACCGAAACAAUCAUCACUCCCAAGAUUGGAAUAUGAAGGGUUUAGGGAUGAACUCGGACACAAACUACAAGACUAGCUCAUCAUCAGACUUCUCUAUGCUAAUGGGUAACACUCAAAACCCAGAAAACCAACAUCAACAUCAACAACAACAACCGAAGCUCGAGAACUUCCUCGGCCGACACUCUUUUCAUCAUCACGACCACACCGGCGUUUCAUACAGCCCCAACCCUGCCGCCGCCGCAGACUACAUGUUCCCGACAACCUGCGGCUCUCUGCACGUGCCGUCGGAGGCGGUGGACCGUGGUGCAAACAACAACAGCAACAGCAACAACAACAAUAGCAGCUCCAUUGGGCUUUCCAUGAUCAAGACGUGGCUAAGGAACCAGCCAGCGCCGACGACCCAGCAGGAGAACAAAAACGACGUCGGUGCAACUACUGGUAAUGGUGCUUGUGGGAAUAGUAAUACUGCUACUACUGCUAAUGGGCAGAGUAGCCUCUCGCUUUCGAUGAGUACUGGAUCGCAGUCCAGCUCGCCUUUGCCACUUCUUGCGGCGGCGAGCGGUGGAGAGAGUUCUUCGUCGGAUAAUAAUAAACAGCAGCAGCAGCCGAGGACAACGGCGGCGGGGAUCGAUAGCCAGACUGGAGCUAUUGAGGCCGUGCCUAGAAAGUCCAUUGAUACUUUUGGACAAAGAACUUCUAUAUACCGUGGUGUAACAAGGCAUAGAUGGACAGGUAGAUAUGAGGCUCAUCUAUGGGAUAAUAGUUGCAGAAGAGAAGGCCAAACUCGUAAGGGAAGGCAAGGAGGUUAUGACAAAGAAGAAAAGGCGGCUAGAGCUUAUGAUCUAGCAGCAUUGAAAUACUGGGGUACCACAACCACUACUAAUUUCCCUAUCAGUAAUUACGAAAAGGAAUUGGAAGAAAUGAAGCACAUGACAAGGCAGGAAUAUGUAGCCUCUUUGCGAAGGAAGAGUAGUGGGUUUUCUCGGGGUGCGUCCAUUUACCGAGGUGUAACAAGACACCACCAGCACGGAAGAUGGCAAGCGAGGAUUGGACGAGUUGCAGGAAACAAAGACCUCUACUUGGGCACUUUCAGCACACAAGAGGAAGCAGCAGAGGCAUACGACAUUGCAGCCAUCAAGUUCCGAGGGCUAAACGCAGUGACGAACUUCGACAUGAGCAGAUACGACGUCAAGUCCAUCCUGGAGAGCAGCACACUGCCAAUCGGCGGGGCAGCGAAGCGGCUGAAAGACGUCGAGAAAGCGGAAAUGACGGUCGACGGACAGCGCAUAACCGACGACGACAACAUGAGCUCUCAGCUCACCGACGCCAUCAGCAACUACGGCCACCACAAUACCUGGCCCACACUCGCAUUCCAGCAGCCUAAUUUCGUUAUGCAUAAUUACCCGUACGGCCAAAGGGUUUGGUGCAAGCAAGAGCAGGAUACUACUUCUGAUCAACAUAGCAGCUUUCCUCAUGAUCUUCACCACCAGCUUCAGCUGAGCAACACCCACAAUUUCAUUCAACCAAAUUCCGUUCUUCACAAUCUGAUGGGAAUUGAUCACUCGUCUCCCACCAUUGAACAUAGCUCCGGUUCAAACUCCGUCAUGUAUGGGGACAACAAUAACGGUAAUAACUACGGAAACGGUACUAAUAGUACUGGUGGGUACGUGAUUCCUAUGGCAACAGUUAUAGCAAGCGAUCAAGGAAAUAACGGUUUUGGUGAUAGUACUACUAGUACUACAACUCAUGAUGUGUUUGGUACAUCCACGGAUGCUUAUCAUAGGAGCUUGUAUUAUCUGCCGCAGCAAUCGCAGGUUGGUGUGGUUAAGGCCAGUGCUUAUGACCAGGGCUCGGCCUGCAACAACUGGGUUCCGACCGCCGUCCCGACCCUCGCACCGAGGUCUAAUAACAUGGCGGUUUGCCACGGAACUCCGACUUUCACGGUUUGGAACGAUGCAUAG